GGUCCCUGGUUUCCAUGGGUUUCCCUGGAAACGGCGGCGGCCCGGGUUCGGGCUUCGGCCCGUUGCUCCUUCUCGGUGGUGUAUCUGCUGUCUAUCUGCGGACAGUACAGCGCACGGUGCCCGGGGGUGACUCUGGAGAGCUGGUGACUGCUGCCUGCGAACUGGGGGUGGCACAUCCUCCUGGAUACCCAUUAUUCACUAUCCUCGCCAGGCUGGCAAUGACCAUUCUUCCACUGGGCUCCCCUGUUUUCAGAGUCAAUGUUUUGAAUGCUUUGCUGGGAGCAGCCACAGCCCCACUACUCUUUGAGACGGCUGGUAGGUUGUCAAAUUCAUACUCUGGAGGAAUUCUUGCUGCUGGCCUCUUUUGCUUUUCCCGGCUGGCAUGGCAGUGGUCCGUUGCAGCUGAGGUUUUCACCUUGAACAAUUUUUUUGUUAGUCUUCUCAUGGUCCUGACGGUUCGAUUCAGUACAGCAGCAACGGCACAGGAAAGGUCAAAGCUUUCUCUGUUGGGAGCAUUCAUUUGUGGCCUGAGUCUGUGUAACCAGCAUACCAUUAUUCUCUAUGUGAUGUGCAUCGUGCCCUGGGUAUUGUUUAGACUACAAAGAGAGAAGGAGAUAUCUGUGAGGGCCAUACCGAGGUUAGGCCUGUGUUUUGGAGCUGGUCUGCUGCCUUAUCUUUAUCUGCCUAUGUCGUCUUACCUCAAUCGAGCACGUUGGAGCUGGGGAGACCAGACCACUUUGAGAGGCUUCACCACUCACCUGCUGCGGGAGGAGUAUGGCACAUUCAAUUUGGCUAAAUCUGAGUCUGGUUCUGGGCUGCUGCAGGUAUUGAGUUUUCAGAUGGCACAAAUGAAGAAUGAACUUUCAACAAUCGGAGCAAUCUUGGCACUCACUGCUAUCCCACUACAGGGCUUUAAAAGGAACGUUGCUCAGCGUUCAGUGUUGUGGCUGUUCACUGUUAUGCUCGGCUCCUACUCCUUGUUCUUCUCCUGGAGAGCAAACUUGGACAUCAGCAAACCUCUCUUUGUUGGAGUGGUUGAAAGGUUUUGGUUACAAAGUAAUUUGGUGGUGUGUGUCCUGGCAGGCUGUGGUCUAGCUUCAGUUUCCUCAGUAUUACGGAGAAUAAUGGGUAGUAAGGCACUGUGGUGCUGGGCAGAGUGGCUCUUUGUCAUCAGCCUCAUUGCCUUUCAAAUCCAUCUGAAUUACAGGAUCUGUGACCAAAGUAAUAAUGGAGUUGUGGAUAAGUUUGCCAGAAAUCUGUUGGGCAGCCUGCCUCCGAAUGCGACAAUUCUGGUUCGAGGAGAUCUUCCAGGAAAUUCCCUGCGAUAUCUCCACUAUUGUGAGGGACAAAGACCUGAUGUUAGCCUAGUGGAUCAGGAGAUGAUGACCUAUAACUGGUAUUUACCAAAACUAGCCAAGCACCUACCACAUGUCCAUUUCCCGGGAAAUCGCUGGAACCCCAUAAUUCAAGAGGAUUCUGCUGGGACUGUGACAUUCAACCUGCAUCACCUACUCAAUGAGAACAGAGACAAGGAAGUCUUUGUGUGUAUAGGACUGCAUGAAGGAGACCCAAGCUGGAAGCACAGUUAUUCUCUCUGGCCUUGGGGGGUCUGUGAGAAACUGGUUCACUCUACCAGUCAAUUCAGCCCAGAAAGUUGGAUCCAACACACCAAGAACAUGUACAACUGGACAGAGGAGUAUGGCAGGUUUGAUCCAGCUUCUUGGGAAGCUAUAGCAAAUGAAGAAAUGUGGCAAGCAAGGAUGAAGACUCCUUUCUUCUUAUUCGAGUUAGCGGAAAAUCCACAACAAACGGAGGCAGUAAAGGUGCAGCUCUAUAAGUAUGCCUACGAAUUAUAUAAGGAGCUGGUCACUGCAAAAAAUCACCCAGUUAAUUGGCACAAAAAUUAUGCCAUAGUGUGUGAGAGGAUGCUGUGGCUCUCUGCAUGGACUGCUGCUGAUGUGGACCCAGAAUUGCUCCUGUCAGAAGCUAUCAAACAUUUUUCACUCUACGUGGCCAAAGCACCAGAAGACCCUCAGAAAAUAGCCAUUGAUGAAGUAAUCAAACACCUCAGGAAGGAACGAGUAAGAGCAGGAAUCAAAUAGAAGAUAAGCCAUCUGAAUUUGAACUAAUGUUCUCCUAAGUGUUGAAGGAGAUUUGCCCAAUUUUGUUGCUCAAUGGAGAAGCAUCCUGCUCAAGACUUGACAAAUACUCAAAAUUGAUAUUCAACCACUUGAUCAGGCCAGAAGAUCGACAAGUUAUGGAGCUUAUUUGGUUAAUGAAUCCAGUCUGGUUAAGUUGCAUUGCAUGUGGCCGAGUGGUAUCCAGAUGACUGAUCUCUCACUCGAGCUGAUUGGUUUCUAAUAAUUUAACAUAUGUCUUUUAUAUCAUGAGACUGCUGGCAGGAGCAGGUCAGAAUUUUACAAAUAUCUUCCUUGUGAUACAGAAAGUUCUGUACAGUCUACACUGGUAAAAUGUCAGUAUGAGUUGAACUACUAGUCUAUCAUUUGACAAGAUACUGGCUCGUCAUCUCUAGAUUGACGUUGAUGUGUUGCCUACUGCACUAACAAAACUCAAAAAUUCCACCAGUUGCCGACAUUUGAAUGCAUUGUUCCACUUCACUGCAUCAGCCUGGCCCUCUGGAUUAUUACUAGUCCAUUACAAUCUGCUGGUGAAUCUAAAUAAUUGUUGAAAAGUUAAAUUCAUUUGUUUGACAUGAACUGAUUGGACUGAAGGAUGUGUUUCUUUGCUGUGUGACUCAAUAGAUGGGUCACCUGAAGAAAGCUUAGGUCUGGUAAAUGAAGACAUGGCACAGAUAUCUGUUUUUUUUGUUAUUAGGCCGUGAUGUCCAAAGUUUAGUUUUGCAGAGUUUGAGGUUAAGGGCUCAAAUGUUCUCCUCAGGAAUUCCAUAUAUAUUCAUGUUUUGGAUCAAAAUGGUGGUAAGAAUCAAGUGAUCCUUCAAGCACCCAACCUGAAUACGAGUAUCUCUUGACAGUGCUACUGAUUAUUUAUUGAUAAUUAAGUCAGUGGAUGGAAUAGUGGGCGGCACGGUGGCUAGCACUGCUGCCCACAGCACCUGAGACCUGGGUUCAAUUCCUGACUCAGGCGACUGACUGUGUGGAGUUUGCACGUUCUCCCCAUGUCUGCGUGGGUUUCCUCUGGGUGCUCUGGUUUCCUCCCACAGUCCAAAGAUGUGCGGGUCAGGUGAAUUGGCCAUGCUAAAUUGCCCGUAGUGUUAGGUAAGGGGUAAAUGUAGGGGUAUGGGUGGGUUGCGCUUUGGCGGGUCGGUGUGGACUUGUUGGGCCGAAGGGCCUGUUUCCACACUGUAAGUAAUCUAAUCUAAUCUAAUAUUAAUUGACUGGAUUGGAUAUUGUUCUAUCUAUUCCCAUAUGAUGUGUGUAAUAUCAUUUAAUAGUUUGAUUAAAAAUACCUAUAUAGCCAUAUUCUCAAUUUCAAAUAAAAUCUUACU
Molecule: messenger RNA, 3466 nt
Organism: Hemiscyllium ocellatum (epaulette shark)
Lineage: Eukaryota; Metazoa; Chordata; Chondrichthyes; Orectolobiformes; Hemiscylliidae
Gene: tmem260
Product: transmembrane protein 260
Exons: 16
Coding region: 15-2102 (695 amino acids)
Source: RefSeq, a predicted model, not a curated record